Aspergillus calidoustus is the source of this 522-nucleotide messenger RNA. NCBI's taxonomy places the organism in Eukaryota, Fungi, Ascomycota, Eurotiomycetes, Eurotiales, Aspergillaceae. The record is from the annotation of a GenBank genome assembly.
AUGUCCAUCCCUACCAAGCCCGACUACGAGUUCAAGCAUCCCGAGCUCAGCUUCGCAGCGGAGCCCAACUUCCAGCCUGCAAUUAAAGUCUCUGUCUAUUUUAAGAAGCGCGAUAAUAUCGCAUACGAGACCUUCCAUCACCACUGGCGCACUGUACAUGCGGACCUGGCUGUUGCCACCCAGGCUUUCCAACACCACAUCUUGCGAUAUGUGCAGCACCAUCAAACCCCCGAGAUGAAGGAACGAGCUCGCAGCCUGGGUGAGAAUGUGCUCGACUACGAUGGAUGUGCCCAGCUCUGGGUGCGGACGUGGGACGACUGGAUGGCCUUUUAUACAAGCAAAGAGUACGCAGCAGCCCUGAGCGACGACUGCCAUUUCUUCAUGCAGCUCCCAAUGACCUACAUGGUUGGCUAUGAGAAUCUGGUGGUGGGUGAUGCAUCCAAGGUGCUCGGGGGCAACGACGGGCUCAGCACGAACAGGUCGUCUUUGAGUGCCGAGGCCCAUGAGUCAGAGACCGAUUGA